UAAUACCAAUACUAUCCCUAGUUCUAUGGUGAGCGGGAAUAUAUGUGUAGAUAUUUUGUCUGACACGUCGUUCAGACAACCGGUUAACACGCUUUGUAAUAAUUAUGACAUCUCCUUGGGAUUGUAUCAAACGGUAGUGCAAAAACUUAACAAAAAUCCUAAUUAACAUCUACUAUCUUUCUUAGAUCUUAUCAGACCCUUCAUUUUCCCUCAUUUUUCUAUCACCCAAAAGUUGUAAACCUUAAUUGAGAGAUGGUGGGUUCUCGACUACUUGCGUGUGUGUAGUCUGUCGUCUUUCUUCUACCUCCGACUGCUUCAUCUCCUCACUUCCUCUUCGAAACUCCAAUUAUCUCCCUCUCUUGGCCGAGAGUUUCGAUUAAUCCCUUCCCGAUGUUCUUAUUCGUUCCGUCGGAUGGAAUCUCCUCCGGCUUCGUCUUCGUCUCCGACGUCGGUAACCGCUUCGGAAACCGAUUCCCUAGCGAAGGAUCUGCAGAAUCAAAAUCUGGGAGCUGUUGAUGAAGGUGCUAAGAUCAAACGGAAGCUCGAAGAUUUUAACUGGAACCACUCCUAUGUUAAGGAGUUGCCUGGUGAUCCCAGAAGCGAUGUUACCUCGCGUGAGGUAAUUCAAAGGAUGAAUCUUUUGUUAUGUGGUUAAAUCUGUAGUCAUCAAGUUCGUAUUUUUAUCUAGUUUGUUGUUGAAUGGUAAACGUCGCCCACACGCUCCAAGAACAUGUGGGCCUCUUUCUUUUUCGGCGUCUCUUUGUUUCAGAUUUUUUCUGAGUUUCUAAGAGUUUGUAUCCAAUUCAAUCGCUGAUUACAUGCGGUUCAAGCGCUGCUUCGGCGCUGACAUCAACGGCUCUAGCAAGUAGCAGACAGCAAUCAUCAGCUACCAGAAACGCUUCUCUUGGAUUCUCCCCAACCCCUUUCUUCAGGUAGAUUUGGUCACAACAGUUUAUAUUGAAGAUAAAGACAUUCACAUUGCUUCAGGUUUGUUUCCAAGGAACUAUCUCAAGAAGCGCACCAGUAUUUUCUUGAUUAGAACUGGUAGACUGGUAGUACUACUUUGGUAAAUGAAAAGCAUUGGUGCUGUUUCAUAUGUGGUACAGAAGGAGAAAGAGGAAAGCUUCUACUCCAUCACACUUUUAUACUAUCAUAACAAUUGUUUGUGUCAUCACGUGUACAUGAAAUGAGUAAUAUAAUUAUUUUUUAAAAGAAACUCUUGUCUUUGAAGUAACCGGUUGCACGUAACACAUAAUCGGAUGCGUGAGAUAUUGCGGAGGUUAAUAUUGACUUUUUUGUAACUCGUUUCACUUGUUCGCCAAUUAAUAAAAACAAUGUCCACUUACCUAAUUAAAAUUCUUGUUUUGGUUAUUCACCCAAAUGAGCCUAAAUAAAAUUAAAAAAUAAACCAGACAAAAAAGAAAAAAAAAGAAGGGAAAACCAGAAGAAAGCCGAAAGAAAACCAGACCGAGCCAAUCAACGGAGUCAUUUUAGCUGAGCCUGACGAACGAGAGAGCCAGCCUCCUCUCUCCCCCCACCUCCGUCGAAUUCGCCGACUAGAUCCGCCGCCGGAAGGGAUCUAUCUCUAAUAAUAGCUGGUCUUCCCCGACAAGUAGUUCUCCCUAAAGCUCAUACAGCUUCUCUCUCUCCCUUGAAUCGGCUCAGAUCCGUGGCGCAGAGAUCCAGCGCCGAUCCUCUCUUCCUCUUCUGCCGUUAGUUACUGUUUUCCCUCCAAAAAUUAAAAUUAACCAUUUCUCUCUUGCAACGGCUCUCUCUCUCUCUCUCUCUCUCUCUGUUCUCAGCAGCAACCGCUGCUCACAUGUUGCUCAUCCUUUGCAAUCCCUAGAAUCUCAAACUGGAGCUUGAAAGGGGCAAAGGAACUUGGAAUCAGAUGGAGUGGAACGUUAACAACGCUUUCAAAACCUACAAAGAAAUGGAACCAAAAGCAAUGAUGGAUAUGUCACUCCUUCCACACUCUUCUGAUCCCACUGACAUUGCCUUAGGCUCUUCUUCUGACAACGCCAUUGCCAACAAUACUGCUCCCCCUAAACGCAAGAAGACUAUGACUUCUGUCUUCCUUAAAUACUUCGAGACCUCACCUGACACCAAGACUCGCAAAUGCAAACUCUGUGCUCAAAGCUACUCCAUUGCAACCGCCACAGGUAAUCUUGGAAGGCAUCUGAACAAUCGACAUCCAGGAUAUGAUAAGGCAACGGAUGUUGCAACCACCUCAGUACCACAGAAACCCCAAGUCGCUGUCAAGCCCUCACAGUCCCAGUCCAAAGCACCGCAGAUCGAUUACGAUCAUCUCAACUGGUUGGUUCUCAAGUGGCUCUCUCUCUCAUCGCUCCCUCCCUCUACCGUAGACGAAACAUGGCUGGGAAACUCCUUCAAGUUUCUUAACCCAUCCGUCCAGCUAUGGCCUGCUGAAAAGUAUAAAGCUGUGCUCAAGGAGGUUUUCAGAAGCAUGCAGGGAGAUGUCAAGACAACACUGGAGCAUGUCCAGUCCAGAGUUUCGCUCACCUUGAGUUUCUGGAGUUCGUACGAGAAUAUUUUUUAUAUGAGCGUGACGGGAAAUUGGAUUGAUGAGAACUGGUCCUCUCAUAGAUUGCUUCUCGAUAUUUGCAGGAUUCCUUAUCCCUCUGGAGGUUCUGAGAUCUAUGCAUCUCUUUUAAAAGUCUUUAAGAUGUAUAGCAUUGAAGAUAGGGUUCUGUGUUGUACACAUGACAACAGUGAGAACGCUAUCCACGCUUGUCAUAGUCUGAAGGAGUACUUAGAUGGUCAGAAGGUCUUGCCUUUCUGCUACAUUCCCUGCGCUGCUCAGACUUUGAAUGAUAUUAUUGACGAGGGGUUAGCAACUAUAAAGCCUAUAAUCUCAAAGAUCAGAGAGUUCACACAAGAGUUAAACGCCUCCAUGGAGCUGUCAGAUGAUUUCGUUCAGCUGACAACAACUUAUCAGGAAGGAAACUGGAAGCUUCCCAUAGAUGCUUCUUCUCGUUGGAGUGGUAACUACCAAAUGGUCAACAUCUUGUGCAAGGCUGGCAAGUCCUUGGACUCGGUGAUAAGGAAAAACGAGGAAAGUCUAGAGAACAGAAUGGUGUUGAGCUCUGCAGAGAAGAACGCUGUGAGCAUUGUCCACAGUUACUUGGAUUUGGAUUCGUUUCGCAAAACGACUGACGAUAUGUGCACAAACAAGGAUCUCACCGUCGGUCUAGCUCUCCUCUUCAUGGAUAACAUCUCUGAGAUGAUCACAACUUGCCAAAAGUCUUGCCACAACCCUGACUGGCUAAGAACUUGCGCUGAGAACAUGUCGCAGAAGGCGAGAAGCUACAACACACAAGUCUGCAACGUGUUCACUUACAUUACAGCCGUUCUUGACCCGCGCAUCAAAACGGAGUACAUCCCAGAGACGCUGAACCUAGAGAGCUAUAUAGAUGAAGCAAGAGGGCAUUUCAUUCGGAACUAUGCUUCUCCUCAUCAUUUCACGUCUUCUCUAGCCAGCGGGUACCGUCCACAUCAGGAGAUAGACGAAGGAGGAGGAGGGAACAUCUCAUUUGCAGAGGAGAUCGCUAGAAGGAAGAGAAGAGGAAGCAUGAGUAACAACAAUGCUGUUGAUGAACUGACUCAGUACUUAUCAGAGUCUAUUGUCCCGAUGCAGACCGAUGUGUUGGACUGGUGGAAGGGGAACAGCGGAAGGUACCCGCGGCUUUCUAACAUGGCUCGAGACUUCCUUGCUGUUCAGGCGACUUCAGCUGCGCCGGAAGAGAUAUUUUGCGUUAAAGGAGAGGAGAUUGAUAAGCAAAGGUAUUGCAUGCCACAUGAUAGCACACAGUCUGUGCUUUGUAUCAGGUCAUGGAUUGAAGCUGGGAUGAAACUUAAGUUCAAGUCAACUGAGAUUGACUAUGAGCGGUUAAUGGAGUUAGCUGCCACCGUGGCUGCUGAUAACUCUGACAAGAUUCAACAUAAAUGAGAUUAUUCUUAGUGUUUGUAAUAAAAAGAUAAAUUGUGAUUUAGUUGUCUUCUUUUAGCAUGAUUAUCUGUAUGUAUGUAGUUUUGCUUAGUGUUGGAGGAUUUGUAGAGACCAUUUAUGUAUCAGUUCUUAGGACGAUUCAUCAUUGUUAAGAGUUGGUUUAGUGUAACCAAUCUGGUUAAUAUUUUAAGUAUGUUCACUUGUGCUAA
Brassica napus (rape) is the source of this 4179-nucleotide messenger RNA. RefSeq names its product zinc finger BED domain-containing protein DAYSLEEPER. Gene Ontology annotation, molecular function: protein dimerization activity; DNA binding. NCBI's taxonomy places the organism in Eukaryota, Viridiplantae, Streptophyta, Magnoliopsida, Brassicales, Brassicaceae. The record is from RefSeq and is a predicted model, not a curated record. The transcript is spliced from 5 exons. Bases 1892 to 3970 code for a protein of 692 amino acids.